This is a messenger RNA of Porites evermanni, 429 nucleotides long. Lineage: Eukaryota; Metazoa; Cnidaria; Anthozoa; Scleractinia; Poritidae. The record is from the annotation of a GenBank genome assembly.
AUGUGUUUCACAUGUACUUUUAUUUCACAGGUCAGUCUUGGAGGAGGUGACACUGAAAUACAGUCACAAGAAAGUGACGAUGACGGGACAGUGUCAACUGUUUCAGUUGAUUCAACGGAGGACUCUGUGGAAGAGGCCAGAGGUGCAUCAACAGCAGUGGAUGGUGUCCCCAAGUUAAAGCGUGCUGUUGAGCAAAGUACAGUUAGUUUGUCACUGAAGGGUUAUCAGAUGAUUGUUAAAUCAGUAUUUCGUGAACAGCUCGAUAGAGACAACAUUGUCAAAGUGCUAAGAAGUAGAUUUUCAGUGAAAGCAAAUACCUUGAUAACAUUGACAGUAUCACAGCUAACAGAGAUCAUUGCAAAGAAAUUGUUGAACUAUCAAUUCUGUUCCAUCAAGAAGGGGGCCAGCUCAAGUAACAUGAAAAUGUAG